Nerophis ophidion (straightnose pipefish) is the source of this 9202-nucleotide messenger RNA. RefSeq names its product kinesin-like protein KIF13B. The record is from RefSeq and is a predicted model, not a curated record. The transcript is spliced from 41 exons. NCBI's taxonomy places the organism in Eukaryota, Metazoa, Chordata, Actinopteri, Syngnathiformes, Syngnathidae. Gene Ontology annotation, biological process: microtubule-based movement; regulation of protein localization. Gene Ontology annotation, cellular component: adherens junction. Gene Ontology annotation, molecular function: ATP binding; microtubule binding; cell adhesion molecule binding. The coding region runs from base 140 to 6574 and encodes 2144 amino acids.
GCGCAGUAGCAUGUGAGCAGCGGCACAGGUCAUGUGUAGAUCAGCGCUGGGAACCUAAAUCUCACGCCAGUAAAUCCUUAAGGCUGACAUGUCUUACUGACGACAACUUUCAGGAAAUACGAACAGGUGGACGAGCACAAUGACCGGCGGACUGCCGUCAGACGGCACCAUGGAUGACAACAAGAUGAACCAGUCCAACGUUAAAGUGGCAGUUCGUGUGCGACCCAUGAACAGAAGAGAAAAAGAUCUGAAGGCAAAGUGUGUGGUAGAAAUGGAGGCCAGUCAGACAAUCCUGAAUCCUGCCAUGACAACGCUGAGCAAAGGAGACCCUCGGAAUCAGCCAAAGGUGUUUGCCUACGAUCACUGUUUCUGGUCCAUGGAUGAAACUCAGAAGGACAAGUUUGCAGGACAAGAAGUCGUGUUCCAAUGCCUUGGCGAGAGUUUACUUGACAACGCCUUCAUGGGGUACAACGCCUGCAUCUUUGCUUACGGGCAAACAGGUUCUGGGAAGUCGUACACCAUGAUGGGUUCUGCAGAGCAGCCUGGUCUCAUCCCUCGCCUGUGCAGCUCCUUGUUCUCCAGGACUGUGCAGGAAGCUCGUGAGGGAGAGAGCUUCACUGUGGAGGUUUCCUACAUGGAGAUCUACAACGAGAAGGUCCGGGAUCUGCUGGACCCAAAAGGUAGAAGCCGCCAAGCGCUGAGGGUGAGGGAGCACCAGGUCCUGGGGCCUUAUGUCGAUGGUCUGUCUCGUCUGGCUGUGGCUAACUACAAGGACAUCGAGUGUCUGAUGUCAGAGGGAAAUAAAUCUCGCACGGUGGCCGCCACUAACAUGAAUGAAGAGAGCAGUCGGUCUCAUGGCGUGUUCAACAUCACCCUCACACACACACUGAUGGACCUGCAGUCAGGGACCAGCGGGGAGAAGGUGAGCAAGCUGAGCCUGGUGGACCUGGCAGGAAGUGAGCGUGCAGCCAAGACCGGGGCGGCCGGAGAACGGCUGAAAGAAGGAAGCAACAUCAACAAAUCUCUCAGUACUCUGGGUUUAGUGAUCUCAGCCUUGGCGGAGCAGAGUGCAGGGAAGAACAGGGGCAAGUUUGUCCCCUACAGGGACUCAGUGCUCACCUGGCUGCUGAAGGACAGUCUGGGGGGGAACAGCCGCACGGCCAUGGUGGCCACCAUCAGCCCGGCGGCAGACAACUACGACGAGACCUUGUCCACGCUGCGCUACGCCCACCGCGCCAAAAGUAUCGUCAACCACGCGGUGGUGAACGAAGACCCUAACGCCAGAAUCAUCAGGGAGCUACGAGAGGAAGUGGAAAAACUAAGAGAGCAGCUCACUGAGGCCGAGUCGAUGAAGGCUCCUGAGCUGAAGGAGCGACUGGAGGAGUCUGAGAAACUGAUCCAGGAAAUGACGGUGACGUGGGAGGACAAACUCCGGAAGACUGAGGCUGUCGCACAGGAGCGACAAAAGCAGCUGGAGAGUUUGGGCAUCUCCUUACAGUCGUCUGGCAUCCGAGUGGUGCAUGACAAGUGCUUCCUGGUCAACCUGAACGCUGACCCCGCCCUCAACGAGCUGCUGGUCUACUACCUGAAGGAGCACACGCGUGUGGGCUCAGCCACAUCUCAGGACAUCCAGCUGUGUGGCAUGGCCAUCCAAGCCCAGCACUGCGUCCUGGACAUCACACCAAACGAUGGCGUGGUGCUCACACCUCACUGCAACGCCAGAACCUGGGUGAACGGUGCUGUGGUCAGUAGCCCGGUGCGGCUUCAUCACGGAGAUCGCAUCCUGUGGGGGAACAACCAUUUCUUCAGGAUCAACCUGCCCAAACAUCUGGUCCACAUGGCGGGCGAGGAGGACGAGGAGGAGAGCGGGGCGAGAAUGAAGAGCUGUUUAGGUCCAGACCAGCUUGAGGUGGACUUUGACGCGUCGAGUGACGUCUCCAGUGAAGCAGGCUUUGAGUUUGCUCAGGCCGAGGUCAUGAUGAAAGGAAUGGCCAGCAACGAUCCCUUGCAGUCGGUGUUACAGACCCUGGAGAGACAGCACGAGGAGGAGAAACGCUGCGCCUUGGAGCGUCAGAGGUUGAUGUACGAACAGGAACUGCAGCAACUCCGCCAACGACUCCACCCUGAAAGAUCUUCUCAUCUCCUGGACUUGUCAGGCUCUCCUCCUAAUGCCACUGCACCAUCAGCUGGCUCCAACAAACGCAUGCGGCGCUGGAGCGAGGACAGAGAGGCAAUGAUUACUCGGAGCCUUCGGCGUCUGAAGGAGCAGAUCGUCCGCGCCAACCUAUUGGCUCAGGAGGCCUGUUUUAUUACGGAGGAGCUGAACAAGAGGACGGAGUACUUGGUGACCUUGCAGAUACCAGCUGCCAAUCUGGAUGCCAACAGGAAGCGUGACAUGGUGCUGAGCGAGCCCGCCAUUCAGGUGCGCCGCAAAGGCAAAGGCAAGCAGAUCUGGGCCAUGGAGAAGAUGGAGAACCGUCUGGUGGACAUGAGGGAGCUCUACCAGGAGUGGAAGGACUUUGAUGAAGACAGCGCUGUCAUGCGCUCCUAUUUCAAACGGGCUGACCCCUUUUUUGACGAGCAAGAGAACCACAGCCUGAUUGGGGUGGCGAAUGUCUUCCUGGCGUGUCUCUUCUACGACGUCAAGCUGCAGUACGCCGUUCCCAUCAUCAACCAGAAGGGAGAGGUGGCGGCCCGGCUCCAUGUGGAGGUGUGGCGAGGAACUGAAGCCCUGGAGGAGCAAGGUCCUCUGCAGGGUAUCGCCGAUGGAGACCUUCAGGAGCGCAACUUCAACUGUGUGGUGAAGAUCCUCCAGGCCACUGGUCUUCCUCGUCACCUGUCCAACUUCGUCUUCUGCCAGUUCCACUUCUGGGGUCAGCAGGAGCCAACCUUCAUAGCUCCAGAGCUGACGUCUUCCCUCUCGCCCACUGCCUCCAGAGACCCCCAGUGCACCGUGGUCUUUGACAUCUCCAAGGAGCUGUCUGUGCCCGUGUCAGAGGACUUCCUGGAGCACUUGUCGGAGGGUGCGCUGGCUAUCGAGGUGUACGGCCACAAGCAGGCCAACCACCGCAGGAACCUGGCACUGUGGGACCUGGCUGUGAUCCAGGCCAAGACCCGUUCGCUCAGAGAGAGGUGGAGCGAGGUGACUCGGCGACUGGAGGUGUGGGUGCAGGUGAUGGAGCUGAACGACGCAGGACAGUUCACAGCCGUAGAAGUUCUUCCCGCCAAGGACGUGCGCACCGGUGGAGUCUUUCAGCUUCGACAGGGUCAGUCCCGUCGCAUUCAGGUGCAUGUGUGCCCGGUGCCGGACUCUGGCACCAUGCCCCUCAUAUGCAGCUCCAUCCUUUCGGUGUCCAUCGGAGACGUCAAGGUCCAAAGUACAGCAAGAGGCAGAGACUUCCACUCGGUCCAGACCGAAGACAUGGACAGCUACCAGGAAGUGGAUGUGGAAAGGAUGAGGAGACAAUGGUUGGCCACGCUCACGCAGAGACAGGAGUACCUGGACCAGCAGCUCCACAAGAUCCUGUCCAAAGCAGAUAAAUCUGAGGAUGAUUUGGAGAGGGAGUCCCAGCUGCUGGAGUGUCGUCUGACGCUCACGGAGGAACGUAACGCCGUGUUGGUGCCGUCGGCCGGCAGUGGUAUUCCUGGAGCACCAGUCGAAGGAGUUCCUGUACCUGGCAUGGAAACACACAUUCCAGUCCUCUUCCUGGACCUCAGUGCCGAUGAUUUGCAGUCCAGUCUUUCAGUCCCUCUGGGUGGAGGGAUGGAUGCGUACCUCGACCAGGAAUUCGAAGACGACUUCUUUGAUCUUCACAUCGUCAAACAUUACGACUCAGAGGUGAAGGUGGAGGCAUCCUGGGACUCCACAGUCCACGAGUGCCCCCAGCUCAGCCGCGUGGCCACCGGUGAGCAGAGAGUCUACCUGACCAUCCGCGUCGUGCUGGAGUUAAGUCACCCCGCCCACAUGCAGCUCGUCCUCAGGAAGCGCAUCUGUGUUCAUGUCACUGGGAGACAGGGUUUUGCCCAGAGUCUGCUAAAGAGGAUGUCCCAGCGCAGCCCGAUUCCAGGGUGUGGCGUCACCUUUGAAAUAGUCUCCAACAUACCAGGGGACUACCACGGUCCGGAGGACAGAGAGAUGCUAGCUCGAUUAGCGGCCAGCGCGGAUGACGAGCAGUCAGCUGACAGCGAGGCGGCCAUUGAGAAAUAUCUGCGCAGCGUCCUGGCUGUGGAGAACAUCCUCACGCUGGACAGACUGCGACAGGAGGUAGCAGUCAGGGAACAGCUGGCAGGCAGAGGGAAAACUCCAAGACGCUGUCUCAGCUCGCCAAACGUCAACCGGCUUUCUGCCAGCACUUUGGAUGUCUUCUCUUCAACUUGCAAACUCCAUGACUUCCAGGUCUGGGAGACUGACCAGGACCUCUCUGCUCCUCCUCAGUCCAGACGCACGAUGUCCACUUCAGGACCAGAAACAGAUACAUUUUUAGGCUCCGCUGGGUCUUCCCUUCCGCCAGUGAAGGCCAUGCCCACGCUGCAGAAGUCACUGCUUCCUGGUGGCAAAGAUGUCAGAGAGCAUAAGCAGAAUGUGCCCGAUAUCAUUGUGCACUCAGCCAGUGUUGAAGAGGGCAUGAGCACCGGUCUUUUGGAAAUCGUCCCAACAGAAAGUCCCAAAGCUAUGCCGCUUCCUUCACCAACCAUCCCAGAGACAGAAGAUUGUACUUUGAACGAAGCGUCCAGUAGAUACACGUUCACCAGUACGUCCACCGACAAGCCCACCAGUACGUCCACCGACAAGCCCACCAGUACAACCACCGGCCAUCCCACCGGUACGUCCGCCGGCCCGCCCGCCAGUAUGUCGGCCGGCCCACCCGCCCGUAUGUCCGCCGGCACGUCCGCCGGCCCGGCCAGUGUGUCCGCCGGCCCACUUACCAGUACAUUCGCCGGCCCUGCCAUUAUGUCCGCCGGCACGUCCGCCGGCCCGGCCAGUGUGUCCGCCGGCCCACCUACCGGUACAUCCGCCGGCCCUGCCAUUAUGUUCGCGGGCACACCCGCCGGCCCGGCCAGUAUGUCCACCGGCACGUCUGCCGGCACCUCCGCCGACCCGCCCACCGGUACGUCCGCCGGCCCGCCCGCCGGCCCGGCCAGUGUGUCCGCCGGCCCACCUGCCGGUAUAUCUGCCGGCCCUGCCCUUAUGUCCACCGGCACACCCGCCGGCACAGCCAGUAUGUCCACCGGCACGCCCACCGGCCCGUCCGCCGACCCGCCAGCCGGCACGCCCGCCGGCACUUCCACCGGCACGCCCGCCGGCACUUCCACCGGCACGCCUGCCGGCACUUCCACCAACACACUGUCAGACAUCUACACGCUUAGCUGGGAUAUUCCUCCACUGUCAGUUCAGGGUGCAGAUGAGGCCGGAAAUAAAGUCUCACAGCCAUCCGACAGUAAUGUUGGACCUCAUGAGAACCGUUCAGAACCUGCGGAGAGAUCAGUCCUGCCACAGUCAAAACCAAAAGAGCCUUCAAAUCACCCAAAAACAAAUCCAUCACCAUUAGUCCAAGAAGGAGAAGAACUUGAUCCAUUUGUGGAGUCCAAGAGUCCAGAACAAUUAGAGGCUGACUCUGUGGACUCGAAACAACUCGCCAGUUCCCUACUAGAGCUGGAGAACAAAACCAAACCGGAAGAACCUGCGCAAACAGACUCAAAACCAAAGACCUGCCUUACAGAAAGUGUUCAAAUGGAUGUAAAAGAAUCCACUAAACCAAUUCAGAAAGAAUCCGAGAGGAAGAAAAAGGCCAAACAAAGUCCUGAGUCAGUCUUAACGCAGAUGUCCAAUGAACUGAAGAGUUCUGAUCCACUGUCUUCAUCCCAGGACCAAACCAGUACCAAAGCCUCAGGCUCCAAAGCUCCCUCUUUACCAGCAUCGUGGUCCACUGAGGAGGUUCCCCUAGGAGUUGAGCCCAGUGUUCAAACCUCAAAAGCAGCCAACACCUUCAAAAUCCAAAAAGUACAAUCGUCAGACCUCAAGUCCUUCCAGCAGAUCCUCAGUGAGCCAGAAAACCAACCAGAUCAGACAGAGCAGGUUAGCGGUUCCGAGAAGUCGGAACUAGAUCUGUCUGAGCCUUUGGAGCUGGUCUUGGACUGUGAGGACGGAGACGCGACCGCUUCUCUCUCCAUGCCUGAUUGGCUGAAAGAAGGAGCGUUUGUGAGCGUCGGGACCAAUAAAAGCGGCACAGUGCGCUACGUGGGACCCACAGACUUUGCAGACGGGAUCUGGGUGGGAGUCGAACUGGAGGUCCCUGCAGGAAAGAAUGACGGUUCUGUUAGUGGCAAACACUACUUCCACUGUAACCCUGGUUACGGAGUCCUCGUACGGCCGGACCGGCUGAAUCCUGGUGGCGCCAAACGCCGGCGCCAGCAUCACAAGCGUCGCAGUGCCAAUUUAUCAGGCUCCGCCUCCAACUUGGCGACUCUCACCGCUCUCGCCAAAGGUGAAGGUGCCGCCACGUCUACAUCUACACCUACAUCUACAUCUACAUCUACAUCCACUUGCAACAGCGGCGAAGAACACAAGUCUUGAUAGAGUCAAACAUCAAUGAUUGAACACAGUAGAACUACUUCCUGUCAGCUACCAGGUACAACUAUCUAUGUAAACUAGUCCUGAGUGUACUAGUCCUACAUCUAUGUAAACUAGUCCUGAGUGUACUAGUCCUACAUACAUGUGAACUAGUCCUGUGUGUACUAGUCCUACAUAUAUGUAAACUAGUCUUGAGUGUACUAGUCCUAUAUAUAUGUGAAUUAGUUCUGUGUACUAGUCCUACAUCUAUAUGAACUAGUCCUGUGUGUUCUAUUCAUAUAUAUGUGAACUAGUGCUGUGUACUAGUUCUACAUUUGUGUCAACUAGUCCUGAGUGUACUAGUCAUACAUCUGUGUCAAAUAGUCCUGUACAUCGUAGUCCUACACCUAUGUGAACUAGUGCUGUGUACUACUCAGAACUAGUUCACAUAGGACGUAGGACUAGUACACAGAGAUGUAAAUGUGUACUAGUUCUACAUUUAUGUAAACUAGUCCUGUGUGUACUAGUCUAGUCCUACAUCUGUGAGUACUAGUUAUACAUUUAUGUAAACUAGUCCUGUGUGUACUAGUCUAGUCCUACAUCUGUGAGUACUAGUUCUACAUUUAUGUAAACUAGUCCUGUGUGUACUGGUCUAGUCUUACACCUGUGAACUGGUUCACAUAGGAUGUAGGACUAGUACACAUAGAUGUGAAUGUGUACUAGUUCUACAUUUCUGUAAACUAGUCCUGUGUGCACUAGUUUAGUCUUACAUCUGUGAACUAGGGCUUUGUACUACGCAGAACUAGUUCACAUAUGUGUAAAUGUGUACUAGGUCUACAUUUAUGUAAACUAGUCCUGUGUGUACUAGUUCUACAUAUGUGAACUAGUCCUGUAUGUACUAGUCCUACAUCUGUGAACUAGUCCUGUGUGUACUAGUCGUACAACUAUUUGAACCAGUUCUGUAUACUACUCAUAACUAGUUCACAUAGGAUGUAGGACUAGUACACAUAGGUGUAAAUGUGUACUAGUUCUACAUUCAUGUAAACUAGUCCUGUGUGUACUAGUCUAGUCCUACAUCUGUGAACUAGGUCUGUGUACUACUCAGAACUAGUUCACAUAGGAUGUAGGACUAGUACACAUAGAUGUAAAUGUGUACUACUUUUACAUUUAUGUAAACAAGUCCUGUGUGUACCCGUCUAGUCCUACAUCUGUGAACUAGUCCUGUGUACUACUCAGUACUAGUUCACAUAGAUGUAAAUGUGUACUAGUUCUACAUUUAUGUAAACUAGUCCUGUGUGUACUAGUCUAGUCCCACACCUGUGAACUAGUUAUGGGUACUACUCAGAACUAGUUCAAAUAGGAAGUAGGACUAGUACACAUAGAUGUAAAUGUGUACUAGUACUACAUAUAUGUAAACUAGUCCUGUGUGUACUAGUCUAGUCCUACAUCUGUGAACUAGUGCUGUGUACUACUCAGAACUAGUUCAAAUAGGAUGUAGGACUAGUACACGUAGAUGUAAAUGUGUACUAGUUCUACAUUUAUGUAAACUAGUCAUGUGUGUACUAGUCCUACAUCUGUGAACUAAUCCUGUGUAUUAGUCCUACAUCUGUGAACUAGUUGUGUACUACUGAGAACUAGUUCACAUAGAUGUAAAUGUGUACUAUUUCUACAUUUAUGUAAACUAGUCUUGUGUGUACUAGUCUUACAUCUGUGAACUAAUCCUGUGUGUACUAGUCCUACAACUGUGAACUAGUUGUGUACUACUGAGAACUAGUUCACAUAUAUGUAAAUGUGUACUAGUUCUACAUUUAUGUAAACUAGUCAUGUGUGUACUAGUCCUACAUCUGUGAACUAGUUCACAUAGAUGUAAAUGUGUACUAGUUCUACAUUUAUGUAAACUAGUCUUGUGUGUACUAGUCCUACAUCUGUGAACUAGUCUUGUGUGUACUAGUUGUACACCUAUUUGAACCAGUUCUGUGUACUACUCAGAACUAGUUCACAUAGGAUGUAGGACUAGUACACAUAGAAGUGAACUAGUUCUGUGUACUAGUCCUACAUUUAUGUGAACUAGGUUUGUGUACAGGUCUACAUUUAUGUAAACUAGUCAUACAACUAUGCAAACUAGUUCUACAUCCACAUGUACUAGUAUUAAAUCUGUACUAGUACUAAGUCAAUGUGGACUAUCACUAAAUUUAUGUGGACUAGUUGUGCAUCAAUGUGAACUAUUACUACAUCCAUGUAAACUAUACAUGUGUACUGUUACUACUAUGUGGACAAGUACUACAGCUAUGUGUACUAGUUCUACAGCAACAGUAUGUGUACUAUUAAUACAGACUUGUACUAGUUCUACAUGUGUAGACAGAAGUCAUGCGUUGAUGACUCAUGCUGAAGUUGCAAUUGUCGUGUGUGUGCAUCAGCAAAGUCAGAAAUGCUGACAAAUACUUUUAUUGUGAAAGAGGUUUUCAAAUAUUGCUUUUUUGUGUGUGUGCCUUGACAUGACAGUUUUUGUAUUUACAAACUACUUUUUUAAACGAUGCAAUCUUUCUAAUCAGGUUAUGGACUCAAAUAUGUGUGUCACUGUUUUUGAUAACUUGCUGAUUUGUUCCAACUUGAUUUCUGAUGACUAAGCAAUAAAGUCAGACUAUUGCCAAA